This is a messenger RNA of Oryza sativa Japonica Group (Japanese rice), 3410 nucleotides long. Its product is annotated as probable LRR receptor-like serine/threonine-protein kinase At4g36180. Gene Ontology annotation, molecular function: protein binding. Lineage: Eukaryota; Viridiplantae; Streptophyta; Magnoliopsida; Poales; Poaceae. The record is from RefSeq and is a predicted model, not a curated record.
AUGGGUGUUGGUCCUCAUUGUACUACUAGUCUGCUAAUAAUACUGGCCGUCGUCAUCACGUCGUCUUUGCUCACGACGACGAUCAAGGCAGAUGAGCCGAGCAAUGAUACCGACAUCGCCGCGCUGCUUGCCUUCAAGGCACAGUUCUCUGACCCUCUGGGUUUCCUCCGUGACGGCUGGAGGGAGGACAAUGCAUCCUGCUUCUGCCAGUGGAUCGGCGUGUCGUGCAGCCGCCGCCGGCAGCGCGUCACCGCCCUGGAGCUGCCGGGCAUUCCCCUGCAAGGGUCGAUCACCCCUCACCUCGGUAACCUCUCUUUCCUCUACGUCCUCAACCUCGCCAACACCAGCCUCACGGGGACACUCCCGGGUGUUAUAGGAAGGCUGCAUCGCCUGGAGCUCCUUGAUCUUGGCUACAAUGCCCUGUCAGGUAACAUCCCAGCCACCAUAGGAAACCUCACCAAACUUGAGCUUCUUAAUCUCGAGUUUAACCAGCUAUCUGGUCCAAUCCCAGCAGAGCUGCAGGGCCUGCGAAGCCUUGGCAGUAUGAAUCUCCGUAGGAACUAUCUCAGUGGCUUGAUUCCCAACAGUCUAUUCAACAACACCCCAUUGUUAGGUUAUCUCAGCAUUGGCAACAACAGCUUGUCAGGGCCAAUACCGCACGUGAUAUUCUCGUUGCACGUGCUGCAGGUCCUUGUUCUAGAGCACAAUCAAUUGUCCGGCUCACUGCCCCCAGCCAUCUUCAACAUGUCCAGACUUGAAAAGCUGUAUGCCACUCGAAACAAUCUCACUGGACCUAUCCCAUACCCAGCUGAAAACCAGACCUUGAUGAACAUCCCCAUGAUUCGGGUGAUGUGUCUCUCUUUCAACGGAUUCAUAGGCCGAAUUCCACCUGGGCUUGCGGCAUGCCGGAAACUCCAGAUGCUUGAGUUAGGUGGGAAUCUCUUGACGGAUCAUGUGCCGGAAUGGUUAGCGGGCUUGUCCCUGCUAAGCACCUUGGUUAUAGGUCAGAAUGAGCUUGUCGGUUCGAUCCCAGUUGUGCUAAGCAAUCUCACCAAGCUCACCGUGCUUGAUCUGUCAUCUUGCAAGCUAAGUGGAAUCAUUCCAUUGGAACUAGGAAAGAUGACACAACUCAACAUCUUGCACCUCUCAUUUAAUCGCCUAACUGGUCCUUUUCCUACCUCCCUUGGUAACUUGACAAAAUUAUCUUUUCUAGGAUUAGAAUCUAACCUGCUGACCGGACAAGUACCUGAGACCCUUGGGAACCUCAGGUCUCUAUACUCCCUUGGUAUUGGAAAGAAUCAUCUACAAGGGAAACUUCACUUCUUUGCCCUUCUCUCCAAUUGUAGGGAACUCCAAUUCCUCGACAUAGGAAUGAAUUCUUUCUCAGGGAGCAUUUCUGCGAGUUUACUAGCAAACCUCUCUAACAACUUACAAUAUUUUUAUGCAAAUGAUAACAACUUAACUGGCAGUAUUCCUGCUACCAUAUCAAAUCUGUCUAACCUGAAUGUAAUAGGCCUUUUUGACAACCAAAUAAGCGGCACAAUUCCAGAUUCUAUAAUGCUAAUGGAUAAUCUACAGGCAUUGGACCUCUCUAUAAACAAUUUGUUUGGACCAAUCCCAGGACAAAUUGGUACCCCAAAAGGAAUGGUCGCAUUAUCUCUCAGUGGCAACAAUCUUUCUAGUUACAUCCCUAACGGUGUUGGCAAUCUAAGCACGUUGCAGUACUGAUUUCUGUCAUAUAAUAGGUUGUCAUCAGUUAUACCCGCAAGCUUAGUUAAUCUUAGUAAUCUUCUCCAACUAGAUAUUUCUAAUAAUAACUUAACUGGUUCAUUGCCUUCUGAUCUCAGUUCCUUCAAAGUAAUAGGCCUAAUGGACAUCUCAGCAAAUAAUUUGGUCGGUAGCCUCCCAACUUCGUUGGGAUAGCUCCAACUGUCAAGCUACCUGAAUUUAUCUCAAAACACAUUCAAUGAUUCAAUUCCAGACUCUUUCAAAGGUCUAAUUAAUUUAGAAACAUUGGAUCUGUCUCAUAACAAUCUUUCAGGAGGCAUACCAAAAUACUUUUCCAACUUAACCUAUCUUACUUCUUUGAACCUCUCCUUUAACAAUCUACAAGGUCAGAUACCAAGUGGAGGUAUUUUUUCAAACAUCACUAUGCAAUCUUUAAUGGGAAAUGCUGGACUCUGUGGUGCUCCACGUCUGGGAUUUCCUGCAUGUCUGGAGAAGUCCGACUCGACUAGAACAAAACACUUGCUGAAGAUUGUGCUCCCUACUGUCAUUGUGGCGUUUGGUGCCAUUGUUGUGUUCCUAUACCUAAUGAUUGCAAAGAAAAUGAAAAAUCCAGAUAUUACGGCUUCUUUUGGCAUAGCAGAUGCGAUUUGCCACAGGCUAGUGUCCUACCAAGAAAUCGUUCGCGCUACCGAAAAUUUCAAUGAGGACAACCUACUUGGAGUUGGAAGUUUUGGCAAAGUUUUCAAGGGUCGGCUGGAUGACGGUUUGGUGGUUGCAAUCAAAAUCCUCAACAUGCAGGUUGAACGAGCUAUUAGGAGUUUUGAUGCAGAGUGCCAUGUCUUGCGGAUGGCCAGACAUCGCAACCUGAUAAAGAUACUAAAUACAUGUUCCAACUUGGAUUUCAGAGCACUGUUUCUUCAGUUCAUGCCCAAUGGAAACUUGGAGUCAUACUUGCACUCUGAAAGCAGGCCUUGUGUGGGAUCAUUCCUCAAAAGGAUGGAGAUUAUGCUAGAUGUGUCAAUGGCUAUGGAAUAUCUGCAUCAUGAACACCAUGAGGUUGUCCUGCAUUGUGAUUUGAAACCUAGCAACGUGCUAUUUGAUGAAGAGAUGACUGCACAUGUAGCAGACUUUGGCAUAGCAAAGAUGUUGUUAGGGGAUGACAAUUCAGCAGUUUCAGCAAGCAUGCUAGGCACAAUUGGGUACAUGGCACCAGGUACUUACACUAGCCAAUCUAAAGCCACAUACAUUUUUUGUUGGAGUUGUUACAAAUUCACUUCAAGAUAUUGGCCGGGCUUCUGACGAAGCGGAGCGGAGGCCCGUCGCCGGAGGCUUGGGCCGGAGCCAGUGGGUUGGUGUAUCGUGUAGCCGCCGCAGGUAACAUGCAUGGCUUCCUUGUGCCAGUGUUCGAGCUGGGCUUGCUCUGUUCGGCUGACUCCCCCGAGCAAAGGACGGCGAUGAGCGAUGUGGUCGUGACACUGAAGAAGAUUAGAAAGGACUAUGUCAAAUUGAUGGCAACCACCCGACCCGGCAAAAAAUUGAUGGCAACCACAGUAAGCGUUGUGCAGCAGUGAUUCAUCGCUCUAUCGUUGUAUAUGAGCGAAUGAAAUACAUAUCAUUUGCAUCAUUUUCUUCUUCUGCAUUAGGAAUAGCAUCAGUGAUCGAUUACCCUUUGUUUGUAUUUG